This is a messenger RNA of Nicotiana tabacum (common tobacco), 2438 nucleotides long. RefSeq lists its product as uncharacterized. Gene Ontology annotation, biological process: interstrand cross-link repair. Gene Ontology annotation, cellular component: Fanconi anaemia nuclear complex. The record is from RefSeq and is a predicted model, not a curated record. NCBI's taxonomy places the organism in Eukaryota, Viridiplantae, Streptophyta, Magnoliopsida, Solanales, Solanaceae.
CACGUUAUCAAGAAUAUUAGCACACACACAAAAAAAAAAAAAACCUUUUUUUCCAGAAUCUCCGUGUGGACAGCUCCCUCCGACUGUUUUUUCAGCAAAUGGAAUGUUGGGUACCAUUGUUUCAGAUAUUCUUGAACUCCCCUUGUCCCGAAACCGAAGCAUCUCUAUGGUUACAACAGUCUUUCAACCAAUCUGGCUCCACCACCAUUUCAACAACCUCCUUCCUUUCACUCCUCAACAAACCUACCGAUAUCACCAUCACCGAUUCCUCGUCUUCUCCAUCUCUCGCAAAACGGGUUAUGUGGAUACAGACUCUACCAAAUGCAGUUCAAGCUCGCAUUUUGUCAUUUCUUCUUUAUGAUAGCCGGAGAUUUUGUGAAAGUGACUUGCGUCAGCUUGCGGAAACUAUGUUGAAGGAGUGCAAAGAGCUUGAUUUUUGGGUAAAGCGGGCUGCACAUCAGCUGCUCGACGUAGUGUCUAGGUCAAACCAUGAAUGGUUAACUAGCUUGAACUUGGAUUCUGAAGAAGAACUAGUGGAUGAUGAAUUUAGUUCAUUACCCAAUUGGCUUAAGGAUGCUGCCAAUGACAGUGAUUUGAUGUUUCCAUGGCUGCCUAUAUCACAGAAACAAUUCAACUUGGCAAUGCAGUUUAGUAGUUGUGGAGAAAAUGAUGAUCCUUUGAGUGAAUGCGAAGAGGGUAAACGAGAAAUGAUGGAUGACGUAAUGGAGGAGGUUGAUGAAGUAAUUGAGGAAGUAGAUGACUACUUGAACCCUCAAGUUGAAGAAAUGGCUGGGCGCUUGAAAGACCGGUUGUUUUCUCUCCAGUCUACAGCUAAAGCUGUGGAAUUGGCAGGGGAAAUUCGGCAGCUUUGUAAAGGAGGGGGGAAGUCUUUGGCUGUUUUGAGCAUAAUUGAACCUUGGAGAGCUGAUGAUGAGACAGCUGCAGUUUUAAUGUCCAAUCUUCUAGACGGGAAUGAAGAUGAACUUGGUUGGCCCAGUCACGUUCUUUGCGCUGUCAUUCUUCCCAAGUUGUUGCUUUUGAAAGAACCAGCUUCUCGUGCGUUACUAACAGCAGCAAUAGAGUACUCUAAAGUUCAUCAGAGAGCUGCAGAGUAUGCGUUGCUACUGCCGCUGAUUCUUCGAAUGGAAGGCAUAAAUAGCCCUAUGUGUGAUGUAAUAACAAGGAUAGUUAAAGAAUCUUUGCACCCAGGCCAUAUUUCUGCCUUCUGCCAGAAACUUCUCUGCGAUGGGGACAAUCUGAAGAAAUUCAUCUCCCUUCCCUGUCAUCAAUGCUUAAUUGGAAGUAAAUUGGUAUGGACUGAGUCAUUAUUUAAUUUGAUGCAAAAUAUCCUAAAUCAUAACAUUCAUUUGACUCAAGACUCAGUUGAUAGACUUGUUCAGCAUGCUUGGGAAUCUGCUGAGAGGUUUUCAAAGUCUUUGAAAUUUGGAAACUUUUUAUUAUGUUUUGUCACCAAAUGUGCUCCUUUGUUGUCUCAAAAAUCUUUACUCAUAGAAGCCACUCAGCGUACUAAUACUCUGGUGACAAAAUCUGUGUUGUCAAAAUUGUCUAGUUUGUAAGUGGCCUAUACCCUGUUAAACAAACAGCUAUGUAAAUACAUUAUUGUUUUUUUGGACUUAGUUUCUUAAAGAAACUACUAUAAAAUUUUUACAACAGGUUUGAUAGGAAUUAACCUGAUUGUUUAUACAGAUGGUAUUUCUUAAUAGUUUUUACUGAAUCAGAUUGCUGUUUUUUCCAGUUGUAGUUAUAAUGAUAUUAAUACCUUAUGUCAUGCACUACAAGAGAAAUGUUCUUCCUUGUCUUGGGUCUGUGUGGGUUGAUAAAACUAAGGAUGGAUAUUUAACAAUUAGGUGGACAAACAUAACGUUUGGACGGAGGAAAUGUGAAAGUGAGUCUUAUAAACUCUCUCUCUCUCUCUCUCUCUCUCCCAUUCCCAAUUUUCUGUUCCUUAAAUCUAUUUCAGGAAGGUGUAAGCCGUAAGGUGUACUUCAGAUUUACACUAAACACAAAUAAUUUAAAAUAUUUCGAGUUGACAAAGGUUCUUCAGGAGGAAUUUGUCUGUGACUUUGCAUAUGGUGCUGUAUCUCUUGCUAGAUGAUAAGAUUAAGAGAAUUUAGCAUUAUACAGAUUAUUCUUCGUUAAAAGAUUGUUAUGCUCACAGCGAUAGGUAGCAGGUAAUCAUCAAUCAACCACUACCAAGAAAUGCUCUCUGGAGUUAGUUUUCUUUUAUUGAUACAACCAAAAUAAAUCAACUUAUUUUUGCUCUUCUGCAAGUGUCAUUGGUCUAUGAAUAACAACCUUUCAAAGCAAUUCUAACUUUGACCUUAAAACUUUUAAUGAGAUGUUACAUGAUAAAGGAAGCUUAUAUACAUUAGCUUCUCUUGAACUAUAACCAGAAAGAAGGCUCAAACAGAAAAAAA